GAGUGAGCGAUAGUGGAGUGUAGUACCCAACUCAGCGCUACAUGUACCAAUUUCGCCUCUCACAUCAUAGGCCAUUCAUAGUUAUCGUUGCCAGUACGUCUCACUUUCUUAGCUCAUCCUCGUUCCUGGCCAAACACUACCCUGAAAGUGGAUCAAAGUUCGGGGCUUCCUUGCAGUCCAAACGCAGCAUCGAUCCAAUCGAUCCAAUUGUCACCCUAUGGCCGACUGACAAAGAACUUCCGCAACCACAGGAAUGCAAGUAUAAUAUGCGAUGCAUCAUGACCUUGUCGAAAAAAUACACCCUGAAGGGCUGAUCGUGCGAGUGGCCUAGUUUUGCC
This is a messenger RNA of Aspergillus neoniger CBS 115656, 338 nucleotides long. RefSeq lists its product as uncharacterized. The record is from RefSeq and is a predicted model, not a curated record. The transcript has a single exon. Lineage: Eukaryota; Fungi; Ascomycota; Eurotiomycetes; Eurotiales; Aspergillaceae. Bases 42 to 314 code for a protein of 90 amino acids.